Myxocyprinus asiaticus (Chinese sucker) is the source of this 5260-nucleotide messenger RNA. It is a transcript of the gene nup88, whose product is annotated as nucleoporin 88. The transcript has 17 exons. Gene Ontology annotation, molecular function: structural constituent of nuclear pore. Gene Ontology annotation, cellular component: nuclear pore. Bases 4 to 2172 code for a protein of 722 amino acids. Gene Ontology annotation, biological process: protein import into nucleus; mRNA export from nucleus; ribosomal small subunit export from nucleus. NCBI's taxonomy places the organism in Eukaryota, Metazoa, Chordata, Actinopteri, Cypriniformes, Catostomidae. The record is from RefSeq and is a predicted model, not a curated record.
AAUAUGGCGUCGUUCGCGGGAGACCGUUGGAGAGAUGCGCUGAAAAAUCACGAUAUCUUUCAGAAGUUACAAGAAAGGCUUCAUUUGGAGCCUCAAGGGACUAGCAAAAGAAUAGCCAAGAGCCUUAUAUUCUGCCUGAAUGGCGAUUUGUUCACAUGGGAUAGUGUUGAGAGUGUGUUUUACACCACAAACCUGCGACAACUGAACUCCGAGGGCGACACAGACACUUCCAAAUAUCAGACACUGCUGUGCAUCAACCCGCCGAUGUUUGAGGUAUGUCAGGUGCUGAUCAGCCCCACACAGUAUCAUGUGGCUCUUAUCGGUCAGCGUGGAGCGACUAUACUUGAGCUGCCACAGCGCUGGGGCAAGAAAUCUGAAUUUGAGGGUGGACGCAUUCAUAUCAACUGCAAGACGAUUCCUGUGGCUGAGCGCUUCUUCACCAGUUCUGCCUCUGUGACACUCCGACAGGCUGCCUGGUAUCCCAGUGAAACUGAAGAGCCCCAUCUAGUCUUACUGACCUCAGACAGCACCAUCAGAUUUUAUAAUCUGAAGGAGCCACAGUCUCCUGCAAAAGUUUUGUCAGUGUCUCAGGUAGAUGAGGAAAGCAGUGUCCACACAAGAGGGCGUUCCUAUGCAGCCUCUCUGGGUGAGACUGCUGUGGCGUUUGACUUUGGGCCACUGGCAGAUUCUCCAGGGCAGCUGAGCGGGCUGCGGAUGAAAGAAGAGCUGCUUGUGUACCCAUUAUACAUCCUGUAUGGAAAUGGAGAGACAUACCUGAGCUAUAUCUCUCUCACACACAGUGUCAGUAAUCUUGGGAAGCCGAUGGGCCCUUUGCCCAUGUACCCCGCGGCAGAGGAUAACUACGGCUAUGAUGCAUGUGCUGUGCUCUGCCUGUCAUGUGUGCCCAACAUCCUGGUUAUUGCCACUGAAACAGGAACACUGUACCACUGUGUAGUGCUGGAGGCAGAGGAAGAGGAAGACGGCGGAGCUGUAGAGAGGUGGUCCAGAGGAGCAGAGACAGUGCCUUCACUCUACGUGUUUGAGUGUGUGGAGCUGGAACUCACCCUAAAACUGGCUGCUGCCGGGGAGGACGAAGAGAUAGCAGAGUCAGACUUCACGUGUCCAAUCAGAUUGCACAGAGACCCUCUGUGUCAGCACAGGUAUCACUGCACCCAUGAGGCUGGUGUGCACAGUGUAGGACUCACCUGGUUCAAAAAACUGCACAAGUUUCUGGAGUCUGAUGAAGAGGAUAAAGACAGUCUGCAGGAACUUGCGGCAGAACAGCGCUGCAUAGUUGAACACAUCCUGUGCACCAGACCUCUUGCUAACAGUUUGCCGGCUCCUAUUCGUGGGUUUUGGAUUGUGUCAGACCUGUCACUGGGUGCCACCAUGAUCUGCAUCAUGAGUACUUACGAGUGUCUGCUGCUGCCUCUGUUAAGUUCAAUUCGUCCCCCAUCGCCUCCUUUGCUCUGCUCCGCUCCGGGGGCAGGGCCAGGCAGCUCUCCUCUGCGUGGAUUGGCUGAAGACUCCUUUGAGCAGCAUAUUCGCAACAUUCUGACACGUAGCUCGACCAACCCACUAAUGCUGAGGGCUGGGGAUAAAGACUCUUCUCCUCCUCCUCCAGAGUGUCUGCAGCUGCUCAGCAGAGCCACACAGGUGUUUAGAGAGGAGUACAUCCUCAAACUGGGCCUGGCACAUGAAGAAAUGCAGAGAAGAGUAAAGCUCCUGACUGGACAGAAAACCAAACAGCUGGAGGAUCUUGCUCUUUGCAGAGAGGAGAGGAAAAGCCUGAGGGAGGCCGCAGAGCGAUUGGCUGAUAAGUAUGAAGAUGCCAAGUAUCGUCAGGAAGCCAUCAUGAACAGAGUAAAACAGGUUUUGGGAAGUCUGCGCAGUCAACUUCCUGUGCUGUCGGACAGUGAGAAGGACAUGAGGAAGGAGCUGCAAACCAUUCACGACCAGCUCCGUCACCUAGACAACGGCAUUAAACAGGUGAACAUGAAGAAAGAUUAUCAGAAGCAGCAGAUGAGUACAGGAGCAUCUCAAGCUCACUCCAGCCUCACCCUCAACGCCCACCAGAGGAAGUGUCUCCAGGGAGUCCUGAAAGAACAGGGGGAACAUAUCGCUGGCAUGAUGAAACAGAUCAAGGAAUUUAAAAACCAUUUCAGUUUCUGAGCACCGUCAAUCAACUGCUCUCAAAAGGCCAAACCAAUUAUAUUCUAAUUAAACAGCACUCAAGGAAGCUACAGAAAAGCACAUCUCCAAAACCAUAACUCCACAGUCACUGAACCUCGGAGUUGUGUGCUUAAAAUACAGUCCUUUAAAGGACAGUGUUUGACCCAAACCUCUCCAAUUCUAAAGGUCUUUUAAAAAAGAAUUAGCUGGCAUUUUUGUUUAAACUAUUUUGUCUGUUUUUUGUAAGAUGUAGUACAUGUAAUCAUCACUGUGACAAAGUGUUUUGUACAUUAAAUGACUUUCCUGUGUGUGUGGUGUGCUGCUAUGGGAAUUUAUCAGCUCUGAGACGGAAGUGUUGGGCGUUAGUGUUACGCAUUUCCUGAACAGGUCAUGGUGUAUAUUAAGACGUUACUCUCUCUUCCUCUGCAUGUCCAUAAUUUGAAGAUACAACAGAGAUAUUCAUGUCAACCACAAGUUGUUGCCUGUUUUAACAAACUGAUGUGUUGUAAUCAACAGCAUGUCACAGAUACUGUCAAUAGAACUUAACUUGUAAUGAACCUGGAACAGUCAUUUGGAGGAAUUUAUAUUGGCUCCUGAAUGGAAAUCCAUACAAAAAGAACUUCAGUUUCAAUUUAUUUUAUUAUAUAGAUAUAUACAAGAAUAUGUACACAGUACAGUAUAUAAAUCUGUAAGGGCUUCUGCAUUUGCACCACAGCAUGCGAACAGAAACAUAACUGUUGUUAUUGUGAAAGUAUCUGAACAAUCACUCUUCACAGACUCAAUAGAAAUGACUGUCAUGAAUUAUAAAGACUGGAGAAGUUUUCUUAUAACAUAAUUUUCAUUAAAAUGGUAGUCUGUUACCAAAAUAUUAGUUAUUAGAGUUGCAUCAGUGUGUGCUAGUCUUGAAAAACGUAGUUCCUAAAAUAUUCCGACAACUUGAAAACUGCUGUUGUCUACUCUGGCUUGAAAAGCUUUUGUUGCUAUAGUGAAACACAAAGCCUUUGAAGAAGCUUAUCUGUGUUUGCGACGUGAAGACAGCACAGGACAUAUGAGUGUUAUGAAGUGCAACGUACAGGUAAUAAAAUGAACAUCACAACACAUUCACACAGAACAGCUGCUUCUUUAUCAACAGUUCACAUACAGGUCACGAGCAGCAGUUUGUCAAAUGAAAUCGAAAGGUCAUACAAUGACAGCAUUUGUGAAGUUAUUUUUGGUUCAUUUGUCUCACUUUGAGAACAAUUCUUUCUAUUAAUUAAUUCAAAUAGAACCUUUUGAUUAUGAACAAAUGUCAAGAUAAGUAAACUUGGCAAACAAUGCAGCUAUGCUUCUGGAAAUAUCCAUAUUUGGAUGACAUUGUCCCCAUGCAGGUGCUGGGCUUUGACUAACCAUUACAUCAGAGUUUAGCCAAUUUUCAGUUGUCAAGCACAUGGCCGUUUGUCUUCCAAAAGCAAAGCAAAAAAAAAAAAAUAUUUUUCAUUACUGAUUCUGCAGUCUGAUCUAAAGUACCACACAAAUUCAUUUAAAAAGACCAAAAUGCCAAAAUCACAUGCCAUUUUGAUUAGGCUUGUCUGUAAGAAAUUAAAAAAUAUGUGCUAAAACUACAAUUUUCAGAAUUCCUGUAGUUGAUCUACAUCUCUUGGCGUACAUUGUUUGAAAAAGCAGCCAGAAAAUUUCACGCGCAACAUUUUCCAUGCUUCCAUCUUUCCAAUAUGAUUUAAACUGUCCAAAUAUGCUGCUCCCAGUAUGUAAGCUUUGGUUUUCUGGAUCCCAUACCAGAGUUUUAAUUCCAUUAACGCUGGACGUGGGCCAUACAGACAGACAGUUUAAGAUACCACUAAAUGUGGUACACAAAGAUGCACAGCUUAGGAUGCCCCUUAGUCAUGAAGAGCAUCAUAAUGUCUGUAAUUCAUAAGCAUGGUGUGCUUAUACAGUUAGCAGUCUUUCUUUAUGCAGAUAGCAGACCGAUGGGGUGAAAUACCUUCUAAAACAGUGUUGGUGUAAGUGGUGUUGCCAUAUACCAAACACAAAUCAUUUACACAUCUCAAAAUCAGACCAGGUACUUAAUAGAAAAAAAGCUGUAAAUGUCAGCGGACCAAUUAACUGAAACAGAAUGGUGUUUGUGAAUAUCCUUCAUAAAUUGAAAGCAAAUAAAUAUCACAAUAACAUCGUCUGUUGCAACCAAAGUAGUAGUAGUAACUUCGGGCAACAUGUUAAGAAGCUCCUAAAUUCAUUAGGAAGCAAGAAAGGUAAAAUAAUCAAGAAACAGUGUGCAUCCUAAGGAGAUUUGAGGGUCUCAGAAGUCGAAUGGAGAGAAAAAACAGCAAUAUGAAACAGCCAGUAAUUAUUUCCCAGCAGGGCUGUCGACAGAGAGGAACAACUGGUAACAUUGUACCGAGGGAAGGGGGGCCUACCAAAAUAGUUUUGUCUUGGGCCCUGUGAAUUUAAGUGACAGCCCUGAAUCCCAGAGAAAUGACUGGCGCAUGAGAAACACAGCAUUGCCUUGUGAAAGUGUCGUGGGUGGGGCAAGAUGGGGAAUCACGGUCUUGUGUAUUAACUUAACUAAUGCAAUAUACACAUAGUAUAAUCUGUUUACAGGUAUGUACAAAACACUUCAGGUGUGUUGAUUACCUUCAUAAAUCACUGCUUUUGGCUCAGCAGAUGGAGAGAUUAUAAAAGAAGAUAGGUUGUUGAUUUGAGGAAUAUCAGUAGAGGACAGAGUGGAAAUGCAAAAGAUGGAGAAGGUGGAAGAUACGAGAACUUUGGUAGGGUCAAGGAAUGGUUGACUAUCAUAGACCCAUUUUCUCUCAUUUCCUGAACUGAAGAAGCUGACUCACUGAAAGGCUGUCAGCUUCUUCAGGAUGCACAGCGGAGAACUGCAUUUCAAGACACAAUCUGGUUAAAACCCAUCUCCACUUGAGCAGAGACAUCGGUCUUUUUUGAUCUCCUUGAAAACGUAUUUACAAGCAUUUCAGUAGCAGUAGUAGAUUUCAGUAGUGUUCUCCAAGACUUGCAGUUUGUCUCAGGUCCUCCUCACUCAACUGGUUUCUUCUUUAGAUUAAAAAAAAAAAAAAAAAAAAAAAAAAAAAAA